This is a messenger RNA of Pristis pectinata (smalltooth sawfish), 1883 nucleotides long. RefSeq names its product vacuolar protein sorting-associated protein 4A. The record is from RefSeq and is a predicted model, not a curated record. Gene Ontology annotation, biological process: vacuole organization; endosomal transport. NCBI's taxonomy places the organism in Eukaryota, Metazoa, Chordata, Chondrichthyes, Rhinopristiformes, Pristidae. Gene Ontology annotation, molecular function: ATP binding; ATP hydrolysis activity. Bases 236 to 1552 code for a protein of 438 amino acids. The transcript is spliced from 11 exons.
CUUCUAUUACGUCACAGUGUUGCUCCGCCCGCCGCCAUUUUGUCGGCUCGGACCGGGAGCGGCGGCCAAGCGAGGCCGAGGCUCGGGGCCCAGCGGGGGUGAGGAGCUGGGAGCGGCGACCAAGCGAGGCCGAGGCUCGGGGCCCAGCGGGGGUGAGGAGCCGAGAGUGGCACCAGUACCGGGGGAGAGCCCGGUCCGGUCGGUCGGUGAUAGGCUGAGCGCCCGGAGAUGUGAGAUGUCAGCGCCCAACACCCUCCAGAAAGCAAUUGAUCUUGUAACUAAAGCCACAGAAGAAGACAAGGCUAAGAAUUACGACGAGGCAUUGAGACUGUAUCAACAUGCAGUAGAGUACUUCUUACAUGCCAUUAAAUAUGAGGCUCAUGGAGAAAAGGCGAAGGAGAGUAUUCGAGCGAAAUGUGUUCAAUACUUGGACAGAGCAGAGAAAUUGAAGGAGUAUUUAAAAAACAAAGAUAAGCAUGGCAAAAAGCCAGUGAAAGAAUCACAGCAAAAUGACAAGGGGAGUGACAGCGACAGUGAAGGAGAGAAUCCAGAGAAGAAGAAACUGCAAGAGCAACUAAUGGGUGCUAUUGUGAUGGAGAAGCCCAAUGUGCGAUGGAAUGAUGUGGCAGGGUUGGAAGUGGCGAAAGAGGCAUUGAAGGAAGCAGUGAUAUUGCCCAUCAAAUUCCCUCACCUCUUCACUGGUAAAAGAACACCUUGGCGUGGGAUCUUGCUGUUCGGCCCUCCAGGUACAGGAAAAUCCUACCUGGCCAAAGCUGUAGCAACAGAGGCUAAUAACUCCACAUUCUUCUCUGUGUCUUCAUCUGACCUCAUGUCCAAAUGGUUAGGAGAAAGUGAAAAGCUUGUGAAGAAUCUGUUUGAGUUGGCUCGACAGCAUAAACCUUCCAUCAUAUUUAUUGAUGAGGUUGAUUCCCUUUGUGGAUCCAGGAACGAGAAUGAGAGUGAAGCUGCCAGACGCAUCAAAACAGAAUUUCUGGUCCAGAUGCAAGGUGUUGGGAAUAGCAGUGAUGGAAUCUUGGUUCUGGGAGCGACAAACAUCCCGUGGGUGCUGGAUUCUGCCAUUCGAAGGAGGUUUGAGAAACGGAUUUAUAUCCCAUUACCAGAGGAGCCAGCAAGAGUCCACAUGUUUAAGAUACACCUGGGCACAACCCCACACUGCCUCACAGAGGCUGACUUCAGGGAACUUGGCAGGAAAACAGAAGGAUAUUCUGGAGCAGACAUCUGUAUCAUUGUACGCGAUGCAUUAAUGCAGCCAGUGCGGAAAGUGCAAUCAGCAACCCAUUUUAAAAAGAUGAGAGGUCCCUCCAGGACAACCCCAAGUGUGGUGGUAGAUGACCUUUUGACGCCCUGUUCCCCUGGGGACCCAGCUGCCAUUGAGAUGACCUGGGUGGAUGUUCCCAGUGAUAAGCUGCUGGAGCCUGUGGUUUGCAUGGCUGACAUGCUCCGUUCACUGGCAACCACUCGGCCUACCGUCAAUGCUGAGGAUCUUCACAAGGUGAAGAAAUUUACAGAAGAUUUUGGGCAGGAAGGCUGAAUCUUCACUUAAACUGAAUCUUCCAGUUGAUUCCUACUCCUGAAACCGAGCAGAAUUGUCUGCCCGAGAGUGAAACUAGCUUCAGGUGCAAUUGCCACAAGAUUGGGAGGGAGGGGGUCUCGCAGUUGCUGCCACUUCACCAGCCGACUUCAGCAGCUGAUGUGUGUUUGUUUUGUUGAAGACACGGUGCCGUUCAUUGGUUUCAGGCAGCAAAAUCCCUGCAUGCCCUUCACAUUACAAAGCUCAGAAAUAUCCUUUGUACCUACCUUUUCCCAAUUCUGUAAAGAUUCUGAAAUUUUCUUUUAUUAAAUGAUUGAGAGCCUUAAAACAA